Leucoraja erinaceus (little skate) is the source of this 1343-nucleotide messenger RNA. RefSeq names its product erythropoietin-like. Gene Ontology annotation, molecular function: erythropoietin receptor binding; hormone activity; cytokine activity. The coding region runs from base 219 to 827 and encodes 202 amino acids. Lineage: Eukaryota; Metazoa; Chordata; Chondrichthyes; Rajiformes; Rajidae. The record is from RefSeq and is a predicted model, not a curated record. Gene Ontology annotation, cellular component: extracellular region. The transcript has 5 exons.
GUGGAGCUCGCCCCAAACUCCUUUUAAACCUCCCCUCCUUCAUCUCCGCAAAAAAAAAAACCUCUGCCGUGCUGUGGCUGCCUUCGAUUGACCGAUCAGAAAAGCCGAACGGGUCCCAUCUCUCUCUCCUUCCCUCUCUCUUCCUCGCGAAUUGGAUGUAAAAGUGGGGACGGAAAGCUGUCAGAUUUAUUCUGCCUCUCAACGUCCAACAUUGCCCAAUGGGAAACAGAGUCUCUCAUGGAAGCUCAAGAAAUGUGAAUGAAGAGGACUAUGAAGAUUUGGAUAUGGGGACACCGAGACUUCUUGCAGUUCUAGUGAUGUUAUUCAGUUACGUAAAACCUGCAAAGUCAACUCCUCUCCAACCAGUCUGUGACAUCCGCGUACUGGACAAUUACAUUCGAGAAGCGAAGAAUGCUGCAAAUACAGCGAAACAAUGUGAGGAGACCUGCACACUCCCAGGAAAUUUCACCCUUCCGAAAACCAGCGUCAGCUACAGAGAAUGGGCAGCAAAGGAUCUGAGGACGAAAGCCGAGGAGGUCCAGAGUGGCCUCAAGCUGCUUGCUGCCGCCGUCCAGAAGGCCCAGAACUUGACGGUCAACAGCAACAUGUUGUAUCCAAUAGAGAGGAGCUACAGCAACAUCCGCAGCAUCACGCAGAUGGUGAAGAGCUUCACACCUGUCAGCCUCAAUGGGGAUCAGCCGGCUGCACAGACCACCUUCAGCAGCAGAACAGUGAGAACCAUCUUCCAUGUGUACCUCAAUUUCUUGCAAGGGAAAGUGCGAUUGUUUUUCCUCGACACAGAAGCCUGCAACCUGGCCACGAGCUGACAGUCAGUCCCCACUUGAAGGAGCUUCCCAUGCGAACUAUAAAACUGUAACCUUUGCACAAACAUGUACAGCACCAACAAGGAACGGAAGAGAGGGGGAGAAGCAAACGGAUGCGAUGAAGAUAUUUCCAUUUGGGACGAUAACCAUCCAGCUCUUGAGGACUUGACCAGAGACACUGUUAUUCCAAGUGCUCGGGACUUACAAUGCUUUGAACUCAAAGGCAAGCGAGCGAGAGAGAGAGAGAGAGAGAGAGAGAGAGAGAGAGAGAGAGAGGGAGAUGCACCCAAUAAACUAUUUGACUGUGUGUGCCAAUUCUCUCCGACUGAAAGCGUCUCGUUUAUUGAUGGCGUGGCCUGCGACUGAGGGCACCAUUUUGUUCUGUAGAGUAUUUGUGAAUAUGGGACGUGAGAUUUUGAUGUCUUUAUAUUUUUAGCUCUGUCACCCUAUUAGACCUAAGGCCAUUUUUAUUGCUUACCUCGCAGAUUAAAGUUCACUGGUCACCCAGUAGAAGUAAAC